Molecule: messenger RNA, 1038 nt
Organism: Ostreococcus tauri
Lineage: Eukaryota; Viridiplantae; Chlorophyta; Mamiellophyceae; Mamiellales; Bathycoccaceae
Product: Alcohol dehydrogenase, iron-type, conserved site
Exons: 1
Coding region: 1-1038 (345 amino acids)
Molecular function (GO): alcohol dehydrogenase (NAD+) activity; metal ion binding
Source: RefSeq, a predicted model, not a curated record
AUGGCGGCGACGGCGCCGAAGGCGACGACGACGACGUAUCGAUGCCCGCGCGGCGAACCCACGGUGGCGAGCGCGAUGGCGGCGACGCGAAUGGCGAUCGAGGCGAAGUGUGAGAUCGUGAUCGCCCUGGGGGGGGGGACCGCGAUCGAUACGGCGAAGGCGGUGGCGGCGAUGAUGACGAACGGCGGGGCGGAGGCGGAUGCGUACGAUUUUCUCGAGGUGGUGGGACGCGGACGGGCGCUGACGACGCGAACGGCGCCGUUCAUCGCGGUGCCGACGACGGCGGGACCGGGGGCGGAGGUGGCGAAGAAUGCCGUGCUCGAGGCUGGGGAUAGAAAGGUGUCGAUGCGACAUCCGUACAUGUUGCCUUCGAUCGCGGUGAUCGAUCCCGAGUUGACGCUCGGGUUGCCGCGAGACGCGACGGCGCACACCGGGUUAGACGCGCUCACGCAGUGCAUAGAGCCGUACGUGUGCUGCGUCCCGAACCCGUUGGUGGAUGCGAUUUCCAUGGCGGGCAUCGUCGCGGGGUCGAGCGCGCUUCGACGCGUCGUCGACGACGGGUCGGAUAUCGACGCGCGAGAACAAAUGUGCUUGUGCUCGUAUUACGGCGGUUUGUCCCUCGCCAACGCCAAGCUCGGCGCCGUGCACGGAUUCAGCGGUACGCUCGGUGGAUUGCUGCACGCCCCGCACGGCGCGAUCUGCGCCGCGCUCUUGCCGCACUCGUGGACCGUGAACGUCGCCGCGCUGGAGGGACGCGUCGCGAAGGACGAUCCAGAGGUAUCCGCGCGCGCGCUCGCGCGAUACGCCGAGGUCGCUCGCGCGAUGACGAACGACCCCGAGGCCACGGUACAAGACGGCAUCGCGUUUCUCGUCGAUCUCGUCGAGCACUGCGGGGUUCCGGGUCUCGGUACGUUUGGACUGAAGGCGUCUGACUUUGCGUCCGUCGUCGAAAAGUCCAAGCAAAGCUCGUCGAUGAAGGGGAAUCCCGUCGAGCUCACGGACGAGGAAUUGACCACCAUGCUCGCGCUCGCGCUGUGA